Messenger RNA from Chionomys nivalis (European snow vole), 1236 nucleotides. RefSeq names its product transcription factor ETV6-like. Lineage: Eukaryota; Metazoa; Chordata; Mammalia; Rodentia; Cricetidae. Gene Ontology annotation, molecular function: sequence-specific DNA binding. Bases 1 to 1236 code for a protein of 411 amino acids. The record is from RefSeq and is a predicted model, not a curated record. The transcript has 2 exons.
AUGUCUGAGACUCCUGCUCAGUGUAGCAUUAAGCAGGAACGAAUUACAUAUACACCUCCGGAGAGUCCAGUGGCCAGCUAUGGGUCCUCAACUCCGCUUCAUGUUCCAGUGCCUCGAGCGCUCAGAAUGGAGGAAGACUCGAUCCACCUGCCAGCGCACCUGAGCUUGCAGCCGAUUUACUGGAGCAGAGUUGACGUAGCCCAGUGGCUCAAGUGGGCGGAAAACGAGUUUUCUUUAAGGCCCAUUGAGAGCAACACGUUCGAAAUGAACUGCAAGGCGCUCCUGCUGCUGACCAAAGAGGAUUUCCGCUACCGAUCUCCUCAUUCAGGCGAUGUGCUCUAUGAGCUCCUCCAGCACAUUCUGAAGCAGAGGAAACCUCGCAUUCUCUUCUCACCUUUCUUCCACCCUGGGAACUCUAUCCACACGAAGCCGGAGGUGCUGCUGCAUCAGUACCAUGAAGAAGAUAACUGUGUCCAGAGGACGCCCAGGCCACCUGCAGAGAGAGUGCACCACAACCCUCCCACCAUUGAACUCUUACAUCGCCCUAGGUCACCCAUCACCACAAACCACAGGCCUUCUCCUGACCCCGAGCAGCAGCCCCUGGGGUCCCCUCUGGACAACAUGAUCCGCCGCCUCUCGCCAGCUGAGAGGGCCCAGGGGCCAAGGCUCCAGCAGGAAAACAACCACCAGGAGUCCUACCCAUUGUCAGUCUCUCCUAUGGAGAAUAAUCACUGCCCAGCAUCUUCGGAGUCCAACCCGAAGUCCUCCAGCCCCUGGCAGGAGAGCACCCGAGUGAUCCAGCUGAUGCCCAGUCCCAUCAUGCACCCUUUGAUCCUGAACCCCCGGCACUCAGUAGAUUUCAAACAGUCCCGGCUCUCCGAAGAUGGGAUGCAUAGGGAAGGGAAGCCCAUCAACCUGUCUCAUCGGGAGGACCUGGCUUACAUGAACCACAUCAUGGUCUCCGUGUCCCCGCCUGAAGACCACGCCAUGCCCAUAGGGAGAAUAGUAGACUGUAGACUGCUUUGGGAUUACGUCUAUCAGUUGUUUUCCUAUGGAAAUAUAUCUAUUAUAUAUAUUAUUUUUUAUGCAAAUCUCACAAAGAACGGUCAGCUCAGCUGGUCAGGAAAGAGAGUUGCAGAAGGGAUCAGGCUCCUCUUUCUCCUGCCACAUGGAUCAGAUGAUGAGGCCUGCCUUAUCAACCACCGCUUGUCUUCCUUUGUGUCUUCCACACCCUGA